Messenger RNA from Plectropomus leopardus (leopard coralgrouper), 908 nucleotides. Lineage: Eukaryota; Metazoa; Chordata; Actinopteri; Perciformes; Serranidae. The record is from RefSeq and is a predicted model, not a curated record.
CAUCCUCUUCCUCACUCUUCUGAGCGUGCUCCGUUGGCUCGCCGUGGCCCAGCCGCUGCGCCACCGUGCUCUGGCCACGCCCACUCGCACUUUAUUCGUCUGUGUUGGAGUCUGGCUGUUUGUGGGCGUGUCCUCUGCGCCCUUUCUGACCAACGGGGUGACGAGCAGGGCGGGGUUUCCUCGCUGCUUCGAGCCGUCUAGCCCCUCCUCGUGGGGGCGUGUCCUGAUCUUGAACUACCUGGCGUUGGCUCUGGGCUUCCUCCUGCCCUUCCUCAUCAUCAUCUUCUGCUACAGCCUCAUCGCGCGGCGCCUGACCGCCCGCUCCAGCCUCUAUGGCAGCAGCUCGUCCAGCAAAGCUCGCCGCUGCAGCCGCCGGCGCUCGGUGCACCUGGUCACCAUGGUGACACUGACCUUCCUGCUGUGCUUUCUGCCGUACCACGUGAUCCGGUCCCUGCACCUGCACGCCGUGUGCGGCGGCUGGGGCUGUGAGGUAACGGUGGCACUGCAGCGAGCGGUGGUGGUGACGCUGUGUCUGGCUGCGUCCAACAGCGUGGUCAACCCGCUGCUGUACUACUACUCAACCAGGACGUUCAGGGACAACAUGAGGGACGCACAGUCCUCCCUGCUGUCCAGCAGGAAGUCGUCCAUCCGGCCGCUGGCUCUGAUCAGGAGGAACACCACCUGACGGACCCGGAUCGCAGCCUGCAGCCCAAAAAAUAUUCUGCUUCACGCUGACUGAAGAACGCCUCAUCACGGAUCAUUUAACCGAUGUGGCAGCACGUUUUAUUCAUUUCAGUGAAAACAAAUCUUUAUAUCGUUCUUCCUGUAAAAAAGUCACUUUUUUUCACCGAAUGUCAAAGAAAAUAAGCUGGUGAAAGCAUGAAGAUGAGAUCAGUGGGCAUUGUCUC